AUGACCAUCUGGCACGGAGGGAACAUGGCGCUGUGGUUGGUGCCGAGAACGACUGGCGAUCACGAUCUGGUGUCGGCGAUACGGCGUGAAUCGUCGGUGUUGCGAGAGAGGAAUGCGGGGAGGUGUUCGGACGAGUUCGGUAUCCAUGCUACGCUGCUAGCUGGUCUUGGCGAUCGAAGCAUCGGCGUGAACGGCUUGAAGCAGGCGGUGCAGCAAGCUGUCGAGCAAUGGAAACACGUCCAUCACAAAUCCAGUCUAACCGUCCCGCUCCAAUCCGUCACCACCAAAGCCAGCUACUUCCAAUGCAUCCUAAUCGCCCUAUCUGCCACUCCGGCAUUGACCAGCCUGAACCACAUCACAUCGCGUAUUGUCAACCAGUCCUUCCCACCCCCCUCGCCUGACCCGUCUGAACCGUACUUCCCACACAUCUCGCUCCUCUACGCCGACCUCUCGCAGUCCGAAGCCCAAUCCCAGAUCCUCCAAAUGCAACAACAACACGUCUUCAAAACACUCGACCACAAUCCCUCUCAUCCGCACAUCAGCUUCCGUGGCUUCACUCAUGUCGAAUUCGACAGCAUACACCUAUACGACUGCACAGGCACGCCCCAACAAUGGAAGCACCUACACACCAUCCCUCUCUAG
Molecule: messenger RNA, 642 nt
Organism: Mycosarcoma maydis (corn smut)
Lineage: Eukaryota; Fungi; Basidiomycota; Ustilaginomycetes; Ustilaginales
Exons: 3
Coding region: 1-642 (213 amino acids)
Biological process (GO): cyclic nucleotide metabolic process
Molecular function (GO): 2',3'-cyclic-nucleotide 3'-phosphodiesterase activity
Source: RefSeq, a predicted model, not a curated record